CAGGACAUCACUGCCUUUCUAUACGGCUUUGGUUAGAAUCUUUUGAGUUCUCGUAUUAGAUCUGCCCAUAAAAGGAGGGAACAAUGGCCGUGGCUCUAUUAGAUGACUGGUGUAAGGGGAUGGAUCUGGACCCCAAGAAGGCUGUGCUCAUUGUGGGCAUCCCCAUGCAGUGCACUGAGGCUGAGAUAAAGGAUGCUCUGAAAGAAGGUUUACCUCCCUUGUGUGCACACAAGGUGAUAGGCAGGAUGUUCAGGAGGGAAGAUGAAGCUAAGGCAGUCUUAAUAGAACUGACUGAAGUUGUUGAUUAUACUAUGAUGCCUACUCAUAUACCAGCAGAGGGUGGGGCCUGGGAAGUGGUUGUCAAACCCCGGAGCCCAGAUGAUGAGUUUAUCAGUAAGUUGAUCUACUUUCUGAGAGAUGAAGGGCGGAGAAUGGUAGAUGUGGCCAAAGCCCUGGGGUUUAGCACUGUCCCUACAGAGAGAAUGGAGCUAAGGAAUUUAGACAAACCAAAAGACUUGAAGUCUCUGUGCAGUAAUAGCACAUGUUACCAAAAACUGAAAGUGUUUUCUGGCAGUCCCUUUCCAGGCCCAGGAGAAGAAAGCUUUGAAACCUGGUUAGAGGAGGUCACUGAGCUGAUGCGGUUAUGGCAGGUGUCUGAGAGGGAGAAGAAGCAGCGCCUUCUAGAGAGCCUGCGUGGCUCUGCCCUGUCGAUCAUGCAGGCACUGUGGGCUGGCAAUGACUCCCUAACUGUAGAGCAGUGCUUAAAAGCCCUAAAGCACAUCUUUGGGAGUAAAGAGGACUAUGAGGUCUUACAGUUCAGGUUCCUUCAGUCUUCUCAGAAACCUGCAGAGAAGAUAUCUGAUUACUUGCUACGUUUAGAGCCCCUGCUGCAAAAGGCACUGGAGCAGAGCCCAUUGUCAACACAGAGUGCAGAUUCAAUUCGUCUCAAGCAUAUCUUAUCUCGGGUCUCCAUGAGCACUGGCCUUCGAGGAAAGCUAUCCCUCUUAGAUCAGCAAGGGUGCCCACCUACUUUUCUGGAAUUAAUGCAACUCACUCGAGAUGAGGAAGAGUGGGAAACCACUGUGGUAGUGAAGGAGCAGAAUCAGGCAGAAAAGGAAAAUAGGACAUGUGAGGCAGCAGAUCAAGUUGUCACCCAGGCAGAGUAUUUUAGGGAGAUCAGCACCCAGACCAUAGGAGAAGAGAUCACAUCAGUGAAACGGAGGCGACUGCUGUGGAGACACAGUGCUGGGGAAGAGGGACAUAUAAGGGAAUCAGGUUUCUGGGCUGAAAAUGAAUCCGAUGAGCAGAAACCCUGCGUUACAGCACAGGAAUCGGGAAACGAGAAAGGGGCUUGGGCUUUGAGCCACCCCAACCCCAAGGAAAUAUAGGCUCAGGACAUCCAGGAAUCACUUCCUCUGACAGGCAACAGAGAUACUUUGACAAAAUCAUGGAACAGCCUGGACAAAGCAGGAAACAUGAGUGUUACAGAAGGGCAACAGGGCCAGGGUAAGGCACCCAACUUCUUACUAGCUAGAAACGAUUCCAAUAAAGAAGAACAAGUUCCACACAGCUCAGUGACUACCAAAUGCCAGGUCCAUGGGGAGUGCCAGAGACAGAAAUGGGGAGCUAAUGUGAUAACCAGACGACAGGGUAAUCCAGACUCCAGUUGGGAUACUAGUGGGUCACAAGAUGGUGAGUCUGGGUGCUCUGAGCUAAGAAUGCCCACCGGCACUGAAGCAGCAGAGGGUGUGGAGGAGCCUGCCACAGGGUUGUCUUGGGCAGAGGACACCAGUGCCUGGGAGCAAGUGCAGCUAAGCAGGGAGGCAGUACCCAGAAGAGGAGGCCGCAGGAUCCAGCCUGUCUUCAGGAUUAUCUACACUGCUCUAGGGGAGCCCCACGAGGGCAGCACCCUGGAGUCCUUUCGUGAGUGA
Molecule: messenger RNA, 1931 nt
Organism: Apodemus sylvaticus (European woodmouse)
Lineage: Eukaryota; Metazoa; Chordata; Mammalia; Rodentia; Muridae
Gene: Pnma5
Product: PNMA family member 5
Source: RefSeq, a predicted model, not a curated record